AUUUGUUUCGAUUUCGUGUUCGGUUGGUGUUGAGGUGUAGGGGUAGGAGGGAGGUAAAUAAAAUUGUUCGUAGAUGCCUAUUGUUAAUUUUAUUCUUGGAUGUAAAUAUGUAGAAGUGAUGGUAAUUUGUGUAAAAUUUUUUUCAUCAGCUAAAUAUUACUUUCUAAAUUCGUAGUACACAGAUUUGAGGUUACCUUCUUUUAAAAACUGGUCGAAAAAUCUUGGAAAAAUUGCGUAAAUUUAAAAUUUUUCCUGCGCAUUUAACGUUUGCAACCUUUAUUUGAAGUUUUGAAAAAUCGAUUUCAUUUUUAUUCGUAUAAUCACAUCAGAACCUUCAAAUCCCAUCUAGAGGAAAUGUUAGUGUAAAUUAUUUUAAAAUUCGAAAUUGGGACAUCAUUUUAAAACAUUUGGACAGGUCAUGCCUUUAUUUUGGUUUUUCGUCAUAGGUACUUUAUUUUCGAGGGGGAGGUUUUCACAUCACAUUAUGCGAGUAAAAAAAAAGUUGGAAAAAUUUAUUUUAAAUCCAUAACAUUGAACUUCCAUUGUUUCACGAAUAAAAUUCAGUUUUUCCCGAAACAUAAAUAACUAAAUACCUACCUAUUUAAUAUUCUUGAUUUUGUAUUAAUAGUUAGGAAGGACAAAAGUAACGUAAGAAAAAUAUUCUUAAAAAUUUUCUCAGUACAUAAGUAGGUACCUGAAUUGAAUAAAAAAAUUCUAAUGAGUAAUCUUAUCUCGUCAUGUCAAUUAAGGUGCUAUGUAACUUAGGUAUCUGAACCCUCCUCUCCCUGGAUUUAUAUACGUAAAAUAACUUGCACUAGCAGUUCGGUAAAAAAAAUUACGCAGAAAAAAAUGUCAAUAACUUCAUUCCCUAUCUCCUACCAGUUCAAAGAAUGAACGUUUACAGGUGUCUCAAUUGUGUCACACCACACCUACCAAAAAAAAAAAAAACGACCUAAACUAUGCUACUUUCGCACCUUUAAAACACGUUUUUCAUUAGGUACCUAGGGCCCAGAUACCUACUGAUUUUUCCUAAUUUGAGGAUCAUUUCAUUGGAAAUGGAGGAGGUUUUUUGUGGUUUUACAAAAGAUUUAUUGGGUUCAUUUCCUCCUCGUUUGUAAAUUAUUCCUUAACUUUUUCUGAAUAAAUUAAAAAAUGUACCUUCUGGAAUUAAAAAAAAAAAAAAAAAACUUGAAAUAAAAAAGUGGUCAAUAUGGUCAACAUGCAUAUGCUCAGAAACAGUGAAUUGGCGAUGAACCACAGGUGUCUUACUAUGUAAGCAUCAUGAUCGCAAGGUGCUGUCAUACAACGAAAAAGCGAGUGGGACAAUUGUCAUAUUAUGGGUAGUGCGAGACUGCGAUACUGUUAUCGCUUAACUUUUCUCAUCGUUAGCCCAUAGCCGAGUUUAGUUACCCAUAACCAUUCAACGGUUAGACAGAGUAGCUCUGUUCGAAUUUAACGUACUUAUUAAUGAAAUUUUAAGCUUUCCUCAUGCUGAAUUCUUCUGUGAUCGUUCUUUUUUGUUUUAAUUCUAUUUUCAAAUCAAAUUGUUACAUUUAUGUAGUUAUUACAUAUGUAUGAUUAUGAAUUCAAAGUUCGUGUUGAUUGAGAAUUUUCUAUGAUUACUUUAUUGGAUAAAUCAACUUUUGGUUUCAUUUUUCAUGGAGUUCGACGAAUACAGUUCUCUACUCAGUCAAAUGAAUUUAUGUUAUUCAAAAUGGGAAGAAGUAAAAAGAGAACGCGAUGCUUUAAAAUCAAAUUUGGAAAAAGCCAAUCAUAAAAUCGAAGAACUUGAGACCUCCUUAGCGAGAUACACAGCCAAAGACUCAGCGAUUGAAGAAGAAAGACGUACUAUUAUUUCAUCUCGAGUUAUUGAAGAAUUCGUAAAAGAAGGCCCUAGCAUUGUAAAAAAAAUUGAUAAAGUUGAACAAAAUGUAUCAUGGUUAAGCGAAGCUGUCGAAACAUUACUAUCCAACGUCCAUAAAACAAGUUCUUCAACAGUAAAUGCAAACAUUAAUUCAAUCAGCGAAAAAUCCCACGAGGAAAAUAUUCAGAUUGAUGAUCGAGGCGAUUUGAUAAUUAAAGAUGACGAAAAUAAAGAUCUACUUGGUAUAAGCGACAUUGAUUUACAUGUUAUCGACGUUAACAUUGGCGAUGUUGAGUAUUCGUCUGCACAUUCUGAUGGAAGAUCCAAUCCAUUAUCAACUCAACAUUUGGUAAAUGAAGAAGAAGAUAUAAAUUGUAUCGAAUGUUCAAAUAUUUUCUCGUCUUCCUCCACAUUAUUUUCGGGAGAAGGAAAUUCGCAGAAUCAAAUUGCAUCAAUGGGCAAUAAUACGAUGGAAAAAAAUGACGAUUGUCAGUUACUUUUUACGGAAUUAAUCGCAUCAUCGUCGCAAUGGUUUACACAUUGUAAUAAUGAACAUAGUGAGUCAUAUUCACUUUCCAAUAAUGAAAUUCCAUUGCCUACCAUGUCAACGUCUUUGAAUGUUUCAUCUCAAAGCAACCAUGCAAUAACUGAAGUAGAUCACUCCUCUAAAGAAAUUAUUGAUUAUCAAGAGUUGACAAUUCAAAGUGCAUGCAGCGAUGAAAACUCCUCGCUAAUCAGUGUUACUCCAGUAGAAUCUGAUAGCUUUAACACCUCUGAAGAAAUCGCUAGUUUCCAAAAUAGAGAGUCGAUUAUUCGUAACACAAAAUAUAAUUUCGAGAAUCCAUCACAAAUCAGUACCACGCAAUUAGAAUCAUCCCCUAACUCUGACACAUCUAAAGAAAUCAUUACUUGCCAAAACAUGUCCAAUAAUUCUUUUCCAUCCAGUAAUGAUGAGUUUGGCGUCAUAGUCAAUUCCAACGAAGAAUCAGUGGUUAUUCAAAACGCAGACAAUCCAGAAAAUUCGUCACAAAUUCGUGCUACACAAUUAGAGCCAGAAAUCUGUAACAUCUCCGGCGAAAUUUCAAGCAGCCAAACUAAACUCAAUUCUUCUCCAUCCAAUAAUGAUGAAAAUGGCCUUGGCCUAAUCGUUGAUUCCAAUAAAGAAUUAUCUGCGCCCAUUCAAAAUACGAAAAGUCAUAAAAAUUCAUCAUUUAGGGGAGUUCAUUCGCUGUAUAAGCCCCUUAACAUUAAGAUUGUAAUAGAAAGGCUUGAUGAUGUAGAAGAAAACUUGAGGAAAAAAGUUAAAAAGGGAGAAGAUAUUGAUAACAAUGAUACUAAGAAGCCUCACGAAGCCCAAAUCUCAUCUUCCCCUCUGCAUUAUAACCUAAGAACGAGGAAUAAAUUGACAAAAAAUGAAACUUUGAAUAGUGAUAAUGAAGGAUGUUGUCCUUCAGAUCAUACAAAUGAGGGAUCCAAUUCAGAAAAAAGUGCCGAGAUAAUUCGGCCUACUCCUCCUGAUUGCAAAAAAGAAGCUGUAGAUUCUUGUUCUACAAACGGAAGACUAUCAUCCAUGUCAUCGUUGAAAUCACAGAAGAGCGCUCGUCGUGAAUAUAAAUGCAAAUAUAAUUAUAGAAGGACAUGUUUGAUAUGUAAGGGAAAUAAUCCAAACAAUUCUGAUUCAAGUCUACAAUUCAGAUCUCCGGCAGCACUCUUCAAGCACAUAUUGGAAAAUCACCCUCAACCGAAUUCGAUUUACAUUCGUUGUCCCUAUAAAGAAAACCGAUGCAUACACCAUUUCAGACACAUUGAACGUUUGAGCGCGCAUGUGAAAUCAUUUCAUAAAAAGAAAUCGUGGCCUUGUGAUUCCUGCGAUAAAAAUUUCACACGUUUUCCCGACUUGCAAAAUCAUAUAGAAAAAGAGCACUCAAUGCCUGUAGAUUCUUCAAUGGUGUGUGAAUAUUGCGGAUACAAUGCAUACUCGUCGGAACUGAUGAACGCCCAUCUAUUAAAAUAUCAUAUUAUCCCAGAGGUGGCAUCUUGUUUAGAAUCGAUACCGGCGGUGGAAAACCCAACUGAGGAACCGACUGAUGAGAAAAAUGACGAAAAACGUGAAGUCUCUUCGUCUCAUAUUGUUUCAUCGUUGGAUAAUCAAUUUAAGAAUUUGACAAAAGAAUGUGAAGUGAGUAAAAAAGAGAACCGAGCCGAAAUGAAAUUUCAAUCUAGCGAAAAUCUCGAUUCUCAACAUUUGAAAAAUCGUUGCAAUUCAUUUCCUGACCAUUUCUCCAACUCCAACUCCAGUCUAUCCGAUCAUUCUUACGCGAUAGAUAUUUCCCGAGAAUCAGAAUCGAAACUCUCUACAGAAACAUGUGAAAAUUUGUCUCGACUUGACGUCAAAUUGUAACUUGGAGCAAACUGUUAAAAAUGCUCCCCACUGGGUGAUAUGUUUUCAAUUGUACUUAUUUGUUUGUUAAUUUUUUGUUCACAUUUGUACCUAAUAAAAAUAUUAUACCUACCUACAUA
Planococcus citri (citrus mealybug) is the source of this 4384-nucleotide messenger RNA. RefSeq lists its product as uncharacterized. NCBI's taxonomy places the organism in Eukaryota, Metazoa, Arthropoda, Insecta, Hemiptera, Pseudococcidae. The record is from RefSeq and is a predicted model, not a curated record. The transcript is spliced from 8 exons. Bases 1659 to 4265 code for a protein of 868 amino acids.